GAGAAAGCGUCGGAAGUGACAAAGCGGAGAACAGAGCGGCGGCGUGCAUUUUGCGUGUAUUAGCCUUGAUCAUACAUUUCACUGACGACGAUCUAGAAGUUUCUUCGGCUAUCUUGCUUUUCUAGCCUUCACCGGCACGAACUCUUCACAUUCCCCAAAGAUGCCGAAACUUGACGAGAUCAAGCAGGACUUGGCCGAACUAAAGAGCCUCCAGGAAUCUGCUAAGAGGCCCAAGGUCCAGCAGAUUCUCACCGUGGAAGUCCGCAAGCUCGAAACAGAACUCAUCAAGGAGCGGGAUCGGCUCACCGAGCAGGGUGCCGAUCAGGCCAAGCCCACGGCGCCCAAGGUGUCGAAGGAAAACACCGUGUUUACCGUCAAGAUCACAGACUACGCUUGGGACCAGUCUGAGAAGUUUGUUAAGUUCUACAUCACCCUUCCCGGUGUGCACACAUUGCCCUCUGACAACAUCAAGACGGUCUUUGGAGCAAGAAAAGUUGAGCUCCUGGUGUCAGCACUGGCAAGUAAGAACCACAGCCUGGUGAUCACCAACCUCAUGAAGGAUAUUUUGCCUGACAGUAGUUACCACAAAGUGAAGACAGACAUGGUUGUGGUUUUCCUUCGCAAGUCAAGUCCCCAGGACUGGUCUCAUGUGACGGAGGCAGAGAAGAAAGCCAAAGAGCCCAAGGUCCCAAAGCCAGAGGUGGACAGCAGCGACCCAAGCUCAAGCUUGAUGACCAUGAUGAAGCAGAUGUACGACGAAGGAGAUGACGACAUGAAGCGCACCAUUGCCAAGGCCUGGACCGAGGCCAGGGACAAGCAGGCCACGGGAGACUUUGGCGGCAUGCUCUAGCGACCUUUCCUGUUUCUUCCUCAGAGACUCCAUUGCAACUGCCCCAUUAUUCUACGAGUCUACACACUGGCCAUCUUUUGUUUAUCGUGGAACACACAUUAUUGCCAUCUUCAAAAGUCUCCGUCGGUGCCGCCUUGGGGUCUGGUGGCGUUUCGACGAUACACUCGUGUAGGACAUCAUUAAAAUAAGGGGGUCACAUUAUUUUUUUUUUUGCAUGCUUGUUUUUUUUUUUUUUUUUUUUUUUGCUAUGGAAGAAAUCAAAGUUGUGAUAUUCAUGGGGAAGUGUUAAAAAUCUGCUGUGGGGAAUAAAGUGUGUUUGCAGAGAUCA
Ixodes scapularis (black-legged tick) is the source of this 1178-nucleotide messenger RNA. RefSeq names its product calcyclin-binding protein. Gene Ontology annotation, biological process: heart development. Gene Ontology annotation, molecular function: ubiquitin protein ligase binding; tubulin binding; S100 protein binding. The record is from RefSeq and is a predicted model, not a curated record. NCBI's taxonomy places the organism in Eukaryota, Metazoa, Arthropoda, Arachnida, Ixodida, Ixodidae. Gene Ontology annotation, cellular component: nucleus. The transcript has 6 exons. Bases 161 to 850 code for a protein of 229 amino acids.